Monascus purpureus is the source of this 4905-nucleotide messenger RNA. The record is from the annotation of a GenBank genome assembly. Lineage: Eukaryota; Fungi; Ascomycota; Eurotiomycetes; Eurotiales; Aspergillaceae.
CUCUUUUUUAACUUGAUAUAUUAUUCAAUCACCUUUUCUUUUAACUCUGCCUAUUUAUUAACCGUUCUGUGGGGUUUUCAGAGUCUUGUUGGCGUCGAGAGUUCUAUAUUUGCCGCCUGCUCGUCCGUCGCGCUGAUUCCCCGCUGCCUGAUUUCUGGAUGUCUGCUAUAUUCUUCAUGGUUGAGGUGGAUGAAUUUUAGAUAGCAACUUUUGACCACAUAAACCAACCUGUUGGUCCUUACUUCAGUGUCUACAGAAUUUUAGUCUACUUAGCCCAUCUUGCAGAUUGGCGGCAGAUGGGAGAGCUUAGCCCUCAUGUCUUCUCCGCAAAGGCCAGGCAAGGCUGCCCCCCGGCUUCUGCAAGAUAUCCAGGGCUACGAUCCAGCCCAUCCUCCUGGAACUGGCCGCAAUCUGCUUUCAGAAGUUCCUCCUGUGUUCUCUGAAGAUUACAACGGUCCGCUAAAUUUUAUAUCGCCAGAUGCGUGUCGCCAUCACUAUGUUACCAAGAAAGAUCAAAGCGCUCUAUCCCAACUGGAGCAAGGAUGGAGUACAGGGGCCUCCUCUAAGGUAUCAGCUAUGUGCACCAAAUGCCGGUACCAUCUACAGGUAGUUCUCAGCUACGCAAACGGGCCCAACCAGCAUGAUGGGAAUCUACCAGGUCACAUACAUCAUUUGAUAUACAAGUCAGGGAGACCAUCAGGUGGCGAGGAUGAAGUGACAUCGAAAGGACAGAAGGCAGAAACGUUCCAUUACCAAUGCUCAUUCCUUACAUGCUCCGCGACGGUAUCUAUACGAGUUGUUUCGCCCAUCCUCAACCCUGAUUUUGUGCAUAUCUUAACCGAUCCAGACCGACUGCGAGAGCGAGCAGAUGAAGCCAUUGCAGCGCAUCCAGAGCGGUUGGAAGGCGUUGCUCGGCCGCAGCCUAUAAACGUGCUGGAGAAUUUACGCACAUAUGUCAGUAACGCGCUUUAUAAUAGCCCAAGAAGCAAAGCGAUAUCUGCUGUCAACAAGAGAUUUAUGGUAUGUUUUGGCAUUGCAGGAGAGCCUUGUAAAGACUUGUUACAGUUCCUAGAGUUCAGAGCGAAGGAUGAUGGAUUCUGGCAACCUCCUCAACCUUCGAUGUCAACAGAAUCGCCAUACACUGAUAACCUAAAGAUCUUCCUUGAUGAUGUCGUCUAUGAACUGUCGGCACUCAUGGAACAACGGCCACUAUCAGAAAAAAGGAGUAUUCAGUUUCAGUUCUUAUCUCGUCCAGCCUUUGAAGAUAUCGCCCGCGUCCUUGAAGCGUUGAAUUAUCCGAUUGCACCGCGGUCAAAAGAUUUUGAAAUGCCACCUGCACCGUAUUACGAGGACUUAGGUGUCGUUGAAGACAUGUCGUCGUCUUUGAUUGUUGAAGCGUUUAAUCGACAAGUAUCUGUGGAUCCUGCAAGAACAUCGCUAUAUCUGAAGUGUCUAAAGUCCAUUGGUAACCUGAGAGGUGGCGAGGAUGAAGAAAUCAUAGAUCGAGCUGUCCAAGUCGCAUAUGCGGAGGGGAAAUAUACCCACGAGGACGUCGUCGACGCAUACAGAUCCUUUGGAUUGAAUCAAGAAGACCGCAUCCUUACCGACGACGAUAUAAUUGGGAAAUUUUACGAAUCUCUUAGUACUGCCAGUUCUCUGGAGGAAACAGAGAUUCGAAGACAACUAUGGAGAAUAGGUGAUAGUAGACGGAGCGAGCACAUUAAAUCUGUCGCGGAAGAAAGGGUAUCAACGGCCGAACAAGCCCAAGUUUUUCUCGGUGUCGAUGAGAAAACGUCGGACGAUUUUAUCAUCACUAUGUACACAGCAAAGAUCAACGAUAAUCCAUCCAGCAAAAGCCUUGCGCGACGUGCGGUUGAGCUUAUAGCAAAGGCCCGAAAGUCAGAUAGCCUCAGCCAUUUUCUCAAAACUGGCGAGACAGGCAUUGGAGAAAUGGAUGUCGGCGAUGCCUACCGUCUUCUUCAAAUACCUGAUCGGACUGUAGAUGAUGCAGCAAUCGUCGCCGCAUAUACGAUUUGCGUGGAUGAAGCCCCAGGAAGACGCGAAACAUACGAUCGUGCCCUAAGCAUAAUUGCGAAAGAGAUGAAUAGUCCAAUGCUAAUGUCCAUGGUGGGCAUUACCUCGCAACCCGAUCGUGAUCUGUCAGAAUGGCCCGUUGGUUUGCAGAAUAUAGGCAAUACUUGCUACCUUAACAGCUUAUUGCAGUUCUAUUUCUCGGUUCGCCCUUUUCGGGACAUGGUUCUGGAUUUUGAGAGUUUCAAAAUGGACAUGGAUGAUGAGAGCCUUGCCAAUAAGAAGGUGGGUUCUCGUAAGGUCCUGAAAAACGAGGUCGAACGUUCGCAGAAAUUUCUCAGGGAGUUGCGGGUUUUGUUUCAGGACAUGAUUCUUUCGCCCCGGGCUUCUGUCACACCGGGACAAGAGCUAGCACGGCUGACCCUCAUCAGCCCGACAAAUGAAGCAGCGAUUCGCCGCAGGUCGACUAUAUCGGCAAAUAGGCAGGGCAGCCUUGGUGAAAUAAAUGGAGUGCCUAUUAUGGGACCCCUUGGCCCCCCGCAAACUGUUGCCGACGAAGAAACUAGGCAGGAAAAUGAUGAAUCUGUGGCUUCUGCUGCGGAAAAUCCGCAUUAUGCAAAAGGCACAGCUCCUAGUGAUGUGGAUAGCGAAGCUACCCUUGUAUCCGAAGGCGCCAGGGCCGAUCUGCCGACUGCGCAAUCUAAUGACAAGGAGAAUGAACCUCCUCCUCUCCCUCCUCGGGAUGAGGUCAUGGCUGAGCAGUCGAGUGAUAUGGCCACUGAUUCUGGCCCUGGUACAGCUUCUGAGCCUCCUACGUAUUCUAAUCCAAUAGGCCCCCCUAAUCGACCACCGCCGGUGCCUCCACGACCCUCUGAGCAAGCUGACUACCAAAAGCAAUUGCUAGAGGAGGUUGAGAUCGGUGCACAGCAAGAUGUGACGGAGGUGAUUAACAAUGUUCUAUUUCAAAGUCAAUGCGCUGUCAAGCCUAUGGGCUUUGAAUCGGAUGGCGAGCAGAUCGAUCCAAUAAAAGAUCUAUUUUACGGGAAGACGAAGUCUUACAUAUCUGCAAAAGGAGCUGUACGGUCAAAAGAAGAAAGGUGGUCUGACAUAAAAGUCGACGUUGCGACGGGUUCCCGCGACAUCUAUUCGGCUAUAGACGGUGCAUUCGACGUUCAGAAAAUUAAUGUCGAUAACUCCGUGGCAGAACAGUUUGGUUCUAUCAGCAAGCUUCCUCCAAUUCUUCAGAUUCAAAUACAACGCGUCCAGUUCGAUCCAGUGAAGAAGAGGUCUUUCAAAUCGACUCAUCAUCUGGAACUUUUAGAAACUAUUUAUCUUGACCGGUACAUGGACACGCAGUAUCCAGACAUCAUGAACCGACGGCGACAGUGCUGGGAGUGGAAGGAUGCCCUAAAGUUGCUUGAAGCUCGCCGAGCGGAAUUACUACGUCAAAAUGAAAAUGAUGGCCUUGAUAUGGCGGCGAUUUUUGAUAGCGCGAAGGAUGUGCUUAAGAGCCUUGACGCGAUGAAGGGGGACCCCGAGAUUGCGAAAGAUGCCAUCUAUUUUGAUCCGCAAGCGUUGAGCGAACUUGAAGAGCUUUCGAGGGCAUCAAGAACGGAACUGUCUUGUAUGAUUGUGUUGAUCGUCCUCGUUAUUAUAUAUAUAGCUUCUUGCGGAAUCUGCCAGACUUCCAGGCGUGCUAACUCAUCCUUCAGAUGUCGAGCAGAGUAUUAGGGAUACACGAACGAUGAUAUCUACUCAGUUUUCUGACUACCGACAUCUUCCAUAUCGUCUGUAUGCGGUCUUCGUACACCACGGGACUGUCGAGUUCGGUCAUUACUACAUCUAUAUCUACGAUUUCAAGAAGGAUGUGUGGCGCAAAUACAACGAUAGCGAGGUCAGCGAGGUGCAAGACCCGGACGAGAUCUUUAGACACUAUGAUGAUCUGAACCCUCCAACGCCGUAUUUCUUGGUCUACGUCAACAAUUCAAUCAAGAAUCGUCUGGUUGACCCAGUCUGCCGCGAGCCUUCACCGCUAGUGAACGAGACGGGCCAUUCGGCAGGAACAAGUACCUUUACGGAAGGAGUCCCAAUUGCAGGGGAGAUGGAUGUUGAUCCGCCCUCGUAUGAGGAGGUGUGGACAGGCAUUGGGCCACCAGGUACGGGAGCCGAUUUCACCCUGGCCAAAGAGAAAGAAGUCACUUAUGCAAAAGGCAACGAUGCAGCUGCAAAGUGGCACGCGAACAGUGGAGCUGACCAGCAUGACGUGCAAUGGUAGACCCGGAGAAAAUGCGGUCAACGUCGUCGACAACGGUGAACCCUCUGAAGCGCAAGGGUUUGGAUGAUAUGAUGGGACAGUAGCCAUGGUCUUUCUUGCCUUGCAUUCUGGGAUGCUUGCAGGGAUUACGGGCAGAGUAUCCUCUGUGUCUCUGGGAAUUUGUCUCUCGGAUCUUCUCUGUAAAGGGAGGACCUGUGUGAAUGGCCUUUCUAGUUAUUUUUGGUGUUUCCUGGUAUGGCAUCCCCUGUACAUACUUAAACCACCGCCCCUUCCCUGCUCAUGGCCGAGAGGUAUACUGCAUGUACCAAUCUGGUUGUAUCUAGAAGAACCCUAUCGGAGCUCAAAAGCUCAUACAUUCAAGGUAACUAGCCAAUAAUACCCGAGAGAUCAUCUCAGGAUCGUCAAGCACAGGCAGAGAGAGGCCCCGGUGGUACAUAGUCAUGGAAUUUGCACAGCAGUCUGAAAAGUGAAUUUGGCUCAAGUCUGCGCUCUCUCAGCUUAGGUCUUGCUAGGGUUGUAGGUUUGCAAUCUCAUUCAUAAUUGUUAACGGAAAAUAUCUGUUUGAGAGAGUUUAGGAUUAAAUAAGCUCCAAGAAUGCC